UAUGGAAAAUGCAUUGAUUACCACACGGAAGUAGGGCGACUUGUUUUGAUUUUAUACGUUCUCCCGAAAAUAAAGACCCACUUAACUGAAUAGUCUAACCCUCAUUCAACGAACCAUGUCUAAAAUACAAUUGUUGGGUGUUUAUUUGAAUGAACGGUUAACCGCGGCUGUUGUUGAGAUUUUAGGGGCAGUUGAGAAAACAGUAUCUGAAUAUCAGGAGGAGAACAAUCGGCUACGAAGAUUGCUGCAAAUCACUCCGGAAAUAAAACGAGGAAGAACAGACUCCCUGCAGUCCUCUUUGUCUGUCUUUGAAGAGGAGAUUCCACCUGAUCAGGAGCAGUGGAGUCCCAGUCUGGGGGAGGAGGACCUAGGGCCCAGACAAAUUAAAGAGGAACAGACGGAACUCAGGACCAGUCAGGAGGAACAGCAGCUUCAAGAGCUCUUUAAUACUAAAGACUCCAUGUUUACUCCCCCCUGUGUGAAGAGUGAAUGUGAUCAGGAUGAUCCACUUUGGUCCCUGACUCAAAACAUGACUGUGGAGAACAGAGAGAGUGACUCCAGAUCAGUGGAUCUCACUCCUUUUGGCACUCUGACCUACCUUAAGGGCCUUGACAUUCCCUGCACCCCUCCACAUAAUUUAAACAAUGCCUUUAGCUGUAACUCGUCCAUAAACAAGGAACCAGUACAUCUUGAUAGCAGCCCAACAUUGGAUCCAAGCCCAACAACGGGAGAACAUUGUUAUAAACCUACCACCUGUAAUCUGUCCAAUGAAAUUAUUUUUUACACAGGAGAGAAACCAUUUAGCUGUGCUGACUGUGGGAAAAGCUUCCGUCUCAAGCAGCACCUAACCAUACAUAAACUGACUCACACAAGAGAGAAACCAUUUAAUUGUUGUGACUGUGGGAAAAGGUUCAGUAUCAAAAGGAACCUAGCUGUGCAUAAAUUGACUCACACAAGAGAGAAACCCUUUAUCUGUGGUGACUGUGGGAAAGGCUUCAAUCAGAAGGGUCACCUAAACACUCAUAAACUUACUCACACAAGGGAAAAACCAUUUAGCUGUGGUGACUGUGGGAAACGCUUUAAUCGGAAGGGUAACCUAACUACUCAUAAACUGACUCACACAGGAGAGAAACCGUUUAGCUGUGAUGACUGUGGAAAAAGCUUCCGUGUCAAAAGGAACCUAACUGUGCAUAGAUUGACGCACACAGGGGAGAAAGCAUAUAGCUGUGGUGACUGUGGGAAAAGCUUCAGUCUCAAGCAGACUCUAACCAGGCAUAAAUUGACCCACACAGGGGAGAAAUAUGGCUGCUCGCUCUGUGGUAUAAGAUUUACUCGUGAGACUCAUCUAUUGAAACAUGUGAAUAAGGUCCACAACGAAAGAAAGCUUUUUGAAAACUAAAGUCAGAACUCUAAGAGAAAGAUAUCUACUUCAAAGAUGUAAAUACAAAGGCAGAAUAAGAACAACCUAAGUGGUUAGGGUAACUAAGUGGUUAGAUUUAAGCACCAAGACUGCAAGAUGAAAAGUCAAUUGUUUUGUCCAACCACAAGCUAUUUAAUCCAAAUGGCUCCCAGGUCAGUGCUUUAAAUGACAGUUUGUUCUGAGUCAUAUUUGCCUGAUAAAAAAGAAAAGGAAAGCUAAGUUUGUUAACAUUCAUAAUUAUGGAUCAGUUCAAUUUAUGAACAUGUUUUAAAUUUAAUGCUGUAAGAUGAUCAUAUAAAUAAAGAUGCAUUGGAAUGUGGAGGAAAUUCUUAAAUGGCUUUUUAGAAAUAUUUAACAGGAUGACCAUUUCUCUUGGCCUAUAGAUUUCUUGACCAACUUUCUGACAGUCUAGUUGCAGGGACUGCAAAUGACAGAUGAUAGUGGGUGCCUCAGUCCUUUGACAAAUAAUAAGACUUUCCUGUUACUAAAUAGCCGCGGGCCAUCUUGCUAUACAUCUAUGGAGUCAGAUGACAAACACUAAUAUAGAAACCACUUCUCUACAGUAAAUGGCGAUUGCUGAUGUGAUGAAUCUUCUGAAGAUGUCCCAGUAUCAGAAUGAGCACAUGGAAAUAGGCAACCACUCUCUUUAAAGGUGUACAUCAGGUCACAUGAUCACCCCACUGAAAUUGCCAAGAUCCUCCAAAUCUCACAAUGUGUAUCAGUGACCUAACUCUGAGAUACAGUACUGUGAAAAAAGCUAAAUGUGUUGUAUAUGUAAAGCUGCCUGCAUCUGAUGAACAGUACUUCCAGGUCUUUGAGGGACAGAAGGAAAUCCAGUGAAGCACUUGUUGAGCAUAUGAAAGUCUUUUGAAACCAAAAUACACACUGUGACCAUGAGAAGUCUUACAAGACAUGGUCAUCUUUGACUGAUUGACUUCUGAAGAUGGACCAUUAACAUUAUUAGAAUGUUUUGUCACUUUUCACUGAAUUAAUGUUCCUUUGUGUUUAAUUUUAAUGUUUAUAUGUAUUUUUUUUC
Messenger RNA from Esox lucius (northern pike), 2456 nucleotides. Its product is annotated as gastrula zinc finger protein XlCGF46.1-like. The transcript is spliced from 2 exons. The record is from RefSeq and is a predicted model, not a curated record. The coding region runs from base 116 to 1399 and encodes 427 amino acids. Lineage: Eukaryota; Metazoa; Chordata; Actinopteri; Esociformes; Esocidae.